UCAAGUAUGGUAUCCGAUGACAGUUUGUACGAAUUCAAGAGCCCAAAAGCUCAUUAUAGCACGAUAUUUGCAUGAAACGGCCGAUUCCAUAGAUGGGAUUCAUUUUAAGCUUCACGAUUUCGGAUAUCGUGGAUCAUCUUCGGUUGAGAGUGCUUCGAUUGGUGGAGCUGCACAUUUGGUAAAUUUCUAUGGUACCGAUACCAUAGCUGGCUUGCAGUUAUGCAAAAAGUAUUAUGCAGCAGAAAUGGCUGGCUUUUCUAUUCCGGCUGCUGAACACAGUACAAUUACUACAUGGAAGAAAUCAGGCGAAUCAGCGGCAUAUUUGAACAUUUUGGAACAGUUCCCAGAUGGUUCCGUGUCCGUAGUUAGUGAUUCCUAUGAUGUCUUUCACGCUGUUUCCAAUAUUUGGGGUGUUGAGUUACGCCAGUAUGUGGUCGAUCGAGCCAACAAAGGAUGCAUUGUCAUCAGACCAGAUAGUGGUGAUCCCAGCCAAGUGGUCGUGUUGAAUUUAUUGGCAGAAAAGUUUCCUAUUGUGACUAAUUCCAAAGGCUAUCGACUUUUACCGUCGUAUUUGAGAGUAAUGCAGGGUGAUGGUAUAUGUUACGAAUCCAUUGGGAAAAUCUUGGAUGCUGUGACUUGUAAUAAGUGGAGUGCAGACAAUAUCGUUUUUGGUACAGGAGGAGCUUUAUUACAAAAAUUAGAUCGCGACACUCAGAAAUGCGCGUUCAAGUGCUCGCAUGUUGUUAUCAACGGUGAAAGUCGAGACGUUUGGAAGAGUCCUACAACAGAUGCUGGAAAGCAGUCAAAACAAGGGCGAUUAACUCUGGAAAAGAGAGAGGAUGGCAGUUUUGACAUACUAGUAACAGUGUUCGAAAACGGAAGGCUUCUUGUUGAUUACAGUUUGGAAGAGAUCAGAGAUCGAGCAGAACUUGCUAUUGUUAAAGAGUAUAAACGAAAAGUUGUUAAUGCUGAAGCAACAGUGAGGACUGUAAAUGGAUGUUUUGAAACUCGUUUUCUAAAGCCCGUUAUUCUUGUCGUGAUAAUUGGUGCUUAUUCCAGUCGAAAUAGUGAUGCUCUUCUUUCGAUAUAG
Messenger RNA from Acanthocheilonema viteae, 1090 nucleotides. NCBI's taxonomy places the organism in Eukaryota, Metazoa, Nematoda, Chromadorea, Rhabditida, Onchocercidae. The record is from the annotation of a GenBank genome assembly.